GCAUCAUUUAUUCAUUCUAGGGGACUAAUAAUGUGAUUAAAGUCUAACUACAAAUUAUUUAUGUAUGUGUAUGUGGACAGGUUAAUAGUCAGGAACAGAAUUAUUCAUUGUGGGCAAUUUACCUAUCUGCCAUGAGGUUGAUUUGGGGAAAAACAAAAACUCAUCUUUGCAGCUCUCAGGAGCUUUUACUUUCAUUACUGCACAUUUGUUAUCAGAUUGAGUUUCAGUAGCUCUUAACAGCAACGACUUCACAACCGUUUCAACAAGGCUGAUAAACUCAUUGCACACUCGCUGCCCAGCACAAGAAGUUAGAGCUCAGGAGUUGGUGGAGACUAAAAAGGUCAUCAUCAUUAUGCUGGGAAGCUCAGGAGGUACCCUGGCGUCACUGUGGGAGCCGCUGCUCCAUGGUCUUCCGGAACAAGCAGGUCUAGCGCCCCCCUAAGCUGACAGUCAUAACCCUUCAUCCAAUAAACGCGGACAGGACCGCCGCUCUGUCAGUUUCUUUCCACGCUCUUGAGCGCCCGGCGAUGCGGUGCUGAGCAGGACUGAGCAUCGUGAAGGACACACGGACGGACACAUUUGCCCGCUACGGAAGAUCAGUGUAACCAGAAAUAAAAGCUGUGGCUGGUGCAGGCUCUGGGCUGUGGGCCGCCGCUGUCCUCUCCUGGCUCCCUUGCCGUGCUGCCGGUGUAUUUGUGUUUCACUGGUCAGCCUCCGAGAUCCUGGACCCUAUGCUGCAUCCCUACAUGAAGAGCCCAUUGAUGUGGGCAACAUUAGCAUUCGGUGUAGGCGAGCACGACAAACAGGAAAACCAAUGUUUCAUCAGCUGAGCUUCUAGCUCCAACCCCACCAGGUGGUCCUCACUUCAACAUCAUGCUGUACUUCACCCUGCUCCUCCAUCUCCUGGUCCUGUUGCUCACCCCUGCAGAUGCAUCGAUGCAUGGGGAGGUGCCUGACUUUUACGAAGACAAAGCCACAGGUUACGGACCAGUGUUUGAGGAGCAGCCGGUGGAGACCAUCUACCCUGAGGAGUCGCCUGAGGCAAAAAUCACCAUGAGUUGCCGAGCCCGGGCCAGUCCACCUGCCACAUACAAGUGGAUGAAAGACGGCAUGGAGAUUGACUUGAACGCAGAAGACAGCCACUACAGCUUAGUGGGAGGCAACUUGGUCAUCAGCAACCCCGUAAAAAGCCAACACGUAGGAACGUAUUCCUGCAUGGCUACCAACACGUACGGCACAGUCAUCAGCCGAGAGGCCUCGGUCCAGUUCGGGUACCUCGAUCUUUUCUCCUCGGAGGAGAGGGAGUCUGUGUACAUCAAAGAGGGACAGGGGGCUGUGCUGCUCUGCGCCCCCCCGCCACACUAUCCAGCCGAGCUGUCAUUCCGCUGGAUCCUCAACGAAUUCCCUACCUUCAUCCCCCUGGACAAGAGGCGUUUUGUCUCCCAGAUAACGGGUAACCUCUAUAUCUCUAAAGUGGACUCCUCUGACACGGGCAACUACUCCUGCAUUGCUUCCAGCCCAUCCAUUUCCAAGAGUGUUUUCUCCAACUACAUCCCCCUCGUACCUCUGGCUGAACGUCCCAUCAGGAAAUACCCUGCCGACCUCAGAGUGAAGUUCCCUGACACCACCGCUCUGGUGGGACAGAACAUCACCCUGGAAUGCUUCGCUUUGGGGAACCCUGUCCCCGAGAUCCGUUGGAAGAAGGUAGAUGGGCAGCUGCCACCCAGUCACGAGGUGCGAAUGGCGGGGGCUCAUCUGCACCUGAACAAUGUGCAGUUUGAAGAUGGGGGCACCUAUCAGUGUGAGGCAGUCAACUCGAGAGGAAAAGACUACCACACUGCACGUGUGUCUGUCGAAGCUUUUCCUGAGUGGGUGGAGCACAUCAGCAGCACAGAGGCAAACCUCGGCAGCGAUUACGCCAUGUCGUGCCUGGCCAGUGGCAAACCCAAACCACACAUUCGCUGGCUGAAAAAUGGAGAAGAGCUUGACAGGAAGGAGAUGAGGUUCAGCAGCUUGACGUUUGACGAUUCGGGGAUGUAUCAGUGCAUAGCAGAGAAUCAUCAUGGAGUCCUGUAUGCGAAUGCAGAGCUUCGUGUGUUUGCCGGUGCUCCCACAUUUGAACACAACCCAGUGAAAAGAGUCCUGGCAGCUAAAAACGGCCGUGUGGUGAUCGAAUGCCGACCCAAAGCGGCUCCAAAGCCUUCCUUCUCCUGGAGCAAAGACACCGAGCUGAUUUCCAACUCAACCAGGGUUUUUAUCUGGGAGGAUGGGAGUCUGGAAAUCCUCAAUGUGACGCGAGCAGAUGAAGGCAGAUACACCUGCUUCGCUGAGAAUGACCGAGGCAAGGCCAACAGCACGGGCUCGCUGUUGGUUACAGACGCCACAAAGAUCACCUUGGCACCGUCCAACUCUGACGUCAAAGUGGGUGAAAACGCCCGGAUGCAGUGCGCUGCGUCACAUGAUUCCUCUCUGGACAUCACCUUCAUCUGGUCCCUGGAUGGCCGGGUCAUUGACCUACACAAGGACAGCCAACACUAUGAACGCACUCCGAAUGGAAGCUCAAACGGCGAGCUACUGAUCAAGAAUGCCCAGCUGAAGCACGCUGGACGCUACACCUGCACCGCACAGACCCCCAUUGACAAUGUGACUGUCUCCGCCCAUCUUGUUGUCAGGGGUCCCCCCGGUGCCCCAGGUGGGUUACGAGUAUUGAACAAAACUGACAAGAGUGUAACGUUGCAGUGGAGCCGUGGAGCAGACAACCACAGCCCCAUCUCCAAAUAUACCAUCCAGUACAGGGACUCCUUCUCAAAGGAUGUCUGGAAGACUGCCACAACUACUCCUACAGAUGUGGAGGGGAAUGAAGAAAUGGCCACAGUGAUGGAUUUGUUCCCCUGGACAGAAUAUGAGUUCAAAGUGAUUGCCACCAACACUCUGGGGACAGGAGAGCCGAGCAGCCCGUCGCCUAAGGUCAAAACCCUGGAAGCAAUUCCUGUGGUGGCACCCUCGGACAUCGGCGGGGGCGGAGGGACCAGCAAAGAACUGACCAUCACGUGGACGCCUGUGCAGCCACAGUACUACUACGGGCCUGACUUUGGCUACAUUGUGGCCUUUAAACCACAAGACGGCGUGGAGUGGAAGAAGGUGACGGUGGCUGACCCUCAGGCUAAGCGCUACGUCCACAAAGACUCUGCCCUCCCUCCAUCAAAAGAGUUUCAAGUCAAAGUCAAAGCGUUCAACAGCAAAGGAGAGGGACCCUUCAGCCUAACAGCCAUCAUUUAUUCUGCCCAGGAUGCUCCAUCUGAAGCUCCUCAAAGGGUUGACGGCAAAGCUCUCUCUGCCACAGAAGCCGUCGUGUGGUGGCUGCCCCUCUCAAAGGGCAACGUAGAUGGAUACCAGGUCAAGUACUGGAGGAGUCAUGAAGACAGUGAGGGUGGGGCCCAGAGGGUGGUGGUCCCCAGCAGGGAGAACCACACCAGGCUGGAGGGUAUGAAGGCCAACUCGCAGUACCUUGUUGAGAUUCGGGGCUACAAUUCUGCAGGAUAUGGGCCACCCAGCGAACACCUCCAGAUCUACACCAAGAGAGCCCCACCAAGUAAAGCCCCCAGGAUAAUUGGUAAAAAGCUCAAGGGCCAUUUAAUAAAUGUUGCCUGGGACAUUGUGGAACCACUGCCAAAUGAGGCACCGAUAGACGGUUACAAAGUGCUGUACCGGAAGCUGGGCCAAUCCACAGGCACUCUAUACACGACCAGCAGACAGAACAUAGACCUUCCCUUACACUCGGAUGGGAGUUAUAUGGUGGAGGUCCGGGCUCACACGGAGGGGGGAGACGGGGCUGUCGCAGAAAUCAAAAUCACAGGUGGAGGUGUCAUGGCCGCCCAGUCUCUCAGUGCACUCUCCCUGCUCCUGGUGGCGCUCCUCUGCCUCUGCUUCUGAAUGUAGCCCCCGUCUUUGUCUUCACUUCCCGUGAAGGAGACUCUUUAUGGUUGGCGCCUAUAAGGACUUUGGGAAUCUUUCCACAAACGUCUGGUUUCACCGUAUAACCCGGGACGUCAUAUUCCAACUCUUCCCCUCUGGAAUAUGUUUGUGGAAAUAGACACAGAAAUGGCAAAAAUUGGAAAUGGACAAAGACAUCCCUUAUUUAUCCACAAAAAGCCUCUUUGGAGGGGUGUCAGAGGAGUUCUGUCAACUUUUUAAACAUGCCUUAUAUAAAUGACUGCACUUAUCUUUCACAGUAACUGAAAGUGUGAUCAUUACACUUAGCACAAGCUGUCUUUUUACAUUGUGAAGUCGACCUUUCUUAUGUAGAUGAAGACGGUGUUUGUUCAGAAAUGUAGGCUUCAUUUGAUCCGUGAUAUUUUGGAAAAUAGAUCCUGCAGCGCAUUCCAUAGUAUAAGGCAAACAAGUAGCUGUGAAGGAUAAGUGUAUGAUUUUAUCAAAAUGUCUUUAUGUCUUUAUUUACUCGCAGUUCAGUGGCAUUUUCUUCUAGUUUCCUUUUAAAACGAAGCACAUAAUUUGUUACAGAGAUACAGUCAAAGCAAAUCUCACACUCUCAUACCUGAGUUAAUUAACCUCGUAUAGGAAAUGCAGAAAUCCAGUUAUUGAUGUUUUUCUAUCUAAUACACUAUGGAUGUUAUUUGAAGGGGAAAAAAAUAGAUUUUUGACCUACAAUGAUUGCUUAUUUCCAAAUAAUAACAUGAGCUCUAUCAAUAGAAUACCACUCUCAAAACUGUGUGCAUGUUGACUUUGUUACAUGGAGGAAAAAGUUUGAAAUGGCUCAAAAUUGUUUGGGUGUUUAGGCACGUUGAUCCUUAUUCGCAGAGCUGAAUGUAAAGCAAACCACAGGAACUGAACAACAUAUCAGACGUGCAGUUUCAGAUGCAAAACUACAGCAAACAAUGUGUGACGGUGGCUAUUUUGACUGCCUGCCACCUCUGGUUGCAACUGUACAACGUUGCAGUGAUUGAGCCUGCUCCGUGUCUGUGAACCGUACCUGAGCUAACAACAGAAUCACGUCUUUGUUCUGACUGUAUCAUCAGGACCUCAGUGGUGUCCCGCUGGUGCUUUGUAAAGAAUGUUGGCAUUUUUUUUUUUUUUUCGGUGUAAACAUUUUCAUUUCAUCUCUCUGAGUUAUGGCUUUGUGUGAGAGUCACUAUUGCAAGUCAGCGGCUGCAAGUGAACGGUAGCGACGCUCAUGCCCUCCGAUAACUGUGCAAUGUCUGAUUCAUCUGUGGCUACUUUAUAUUUUCUAACAAGACAACUUGCCUAGCUCCUGUAACAGUAAUGUUUUUCAUCAUCUGGUACGAACACAAGAUUAAGCAAAGCCAUCCAUGUCAACGGUAAGAGCUCAUGUAAAGCUCAUGACGUUGUUUCUUCUGCAUUAUUUUUGUCUUUUUAUUUUUAUUAACAUGUGAUCAGAGAUAUAUAAACAUUAUCAACUGUUGCCGUUUUGGUUUAUUACUACUAUAUUUGUAUGUCAUGACCCACCUCUAGCUGGGGCAGUUUACAAGUUUAUUUCCCUCAGAUUGGGGGGGGACAAAUGCUGUGUUUUGAAUUCCUCCCAUUCGUUUCUUGUAUGACUGAUGCUGGCCAUUCUUCUACAUUGUGUCUAUAUCAACAUCCACCACAAAGUGCUUUUCCCAGUUUCCCUUCAUGCGACAAAUCAUAAGAACAAAAACAAAAAAAAAAAAAAAAAAAAAAAAGAGUUGCCAAAUGCAUGAAUGCCUUGAAACUUUUGACAUUUUGGACGAAGCAACCGGCUCUACAUUCAAACAUGCAUGACUUUGGGGACAAAGUGGCUCAUUACUUUGCAACAAGUCAACAUCAUAGCAACUUCUCAACCUCUCGGCUUUCAUAUGAAAUACAUUCCACUCCUGAGUGACAUCCCUUUAUGUCAGAGACUGUGUAGAUGUAAGCCCAAUAAUGUGCAUUAGCUGCUAAGCUUCAUUAAGCCAUUCAUGUCACGGACAGAAGAGAUUUAGGCAGAAAAUCUUAAACUGACUAAAGGAAUCUCACUCUUAAAGUUCGGAAACGGUCCUGCAGUCUCGAGCACACACACACAACGGAUGGGAUUUGACAGCAUCGCUGGUGGCAGUGACGGCAUGUUUGCUGAAGUUCAGCACUUUGCUGGAUUUGAACGGCUCUUAUGGGGGAUGAAACUGGAAUCUCUCAUUGGCUGGACAUGGAACAAUAAAAGUGUAGUUAACUAUUAA
Messenger RNA from Scatophagus argus, 6209 nucleotides. RefSeq names its product contactin-1a-like. Gene Ontology annotation, biological process: brain development; cell-cell adhesion. Gene Ontology annotation, molecular function: cell-cell adhesion mediator activity. The coding region runs from base 874 to 3933 and encodes 1019 amino acids. Lineage: Eukaryota; Metazoa; Chordata; Actinopteri; Scatophagidae. The transcript has 26 exons. The record is from RefSeq and is a predicted model, not a curated record.